Molecule: messenger RNA, 2416 nt
Organism: Esox lucius (northern pike)
Lineage: Eukaryota; Metazoa; Chordata; Actinopteri; Esociformes; Esocidae
Gene: sh2d4a
Product: SH2 domain containing 4A
Exons: 9
Coding region: 605-1885 (426 amino acids)
Cellular component (GO): cytoplasm
Source: RefSeq, a predicted model, not a curated record
AGCUAACAUAGUUGUAGGUGUUAUGUAAUUUUAGUAACAAUCAGGCGGUGGCUUUGAUUGCUGAAAAAAAGCUAGAACUGGGACAAUGUGCGUGGGAAGGACUAUAUUUACAUUUGAAUAAGGGAGUGCCUUCUCGAUAAAGUCAGCACUUUUCCUACAUCGAAGAUAUAUCGCCUAAACGUUAUGCUGUUGCGUUCUACCUAAACCUGUGAUAUUGCGGAACAUUGAGCUACAAGGAAAUCGAGACAUACAUUUCCAGUCGUGAGUCAUUGCGGGUUAGUAUGGCUCACACCGAACAUUCCCAUGGGAGUUUUUGUAAACAAUUAGAGACGUCCGCGUACUGUGUUUUCCAUGUUUAGUUCAUAGGCUCGUAACAUUGGUUGAAGAAUAAAAUAUGUGGAACGCGUUUUAAUUUAAUAGUUCGGCAUCCACUUGUCCACACAGAGACACGCAUUUUGCAAAAGUUGAAAUUCUGUUCCGGAAACCAGUCAGUCAUCACUGGAACACUAGCGGUUUUCCGGUUCAAUUGAGAAGUUUUCCUUCAACUCCAAACAUCCAAAACAGUUUACCCUGGACACGAUUGGUGAGACGUUUCAGCUCCACGAUGCUGCAGCAGAUUUUGACAGACAUGUUUAUAGACCCUGAGCUUCUGGCUGAGCUUAACGAGGACCAAAAGCAGGUGUUGUUCAUUAAGAUGCGGGAGGAACAGGUCCGGCGCUGGAAGGAGAGAGAGGCUCGACUGGAGAAAGAGGGGGCCACUCAGAAGACGGCCAAGAAAGACCCUGCGAAGAGUGUACAGUGGCUGACAGGGCUGGAUAAGGACGUGUGGGUGUGGGUGAUGGGAGACCACACUAAUGACAAGUCCUACGAGCAGAUCUGUGAUGAAAUCUUCGCCCAGAGGGCGGCCAUGCAGGCCCAGAAAGAGGCGGAAGAGCUCAGGGCGAAGAAAGAGGUGGAGCUGGUCAAAAGGUUCUCCUGUGUGUUGAUGGACCCCGAGCUGCAGUUGCGAGAAGAGGAGGAGCGUCAGGAAAGGGAGCGACAGGAGGUGGUAAAACAGGAGCAGGCUCGUCAGGCUGCAGCAGAGGAGCAGAGCCGGCUGGAGGAGGAGCUUAAGAAAAAGGAGGAGGAGGAGAGAAGGAAGGCUGAAGAUGAGGUGCGGAGGCUGGAGCAGAAGAGAAAGCAGGAGAUCUACAUGGACUUGAAGGAGAUCAAGGAGGAGAGAGAUGACCAACACUGGCAAGAUUCAUUGCGGAAGUCCAAAGCAGCUGACCUACGGCGACGGUCCAUUGCUAAGCAGACCAGAGAGGACCACCGACGCCGUUCCGUCAAGGCUCUGGAGCAGGGUCGCGUCGCUGCUGUGGCCAGGGUCUUCGGCGGGGAUGACAAGCCGGUCCCACUACCCAAACCCAGGAGCCUUACUGUGACCAGCGACACCCUGAAACGGAAGCAAGGGGUGCGACGUACAAUGUCCACCUCCGGCAGAGAGCACAUCAUUCGAUGGUUCCAGGAGGAACAGCUGCCUGUCAGGGCGGGUUUUGAAAAGGACCAGAGUCGCAUAGCCCCUUGGUUCCAUGGCAUCAUCUCACGCCAGGAAGCCGAGGACCUACUCCGUGAAGAGGCACCGGGGCACUUCUUAAUGCGUGUCAGCGAGAGAAUUCUGGGAUACGUCCUGUCGUAUCGAUCCGAAGACUCGUUCAGACACUUCCUUGUCGACGCUACGGGGGGCUGCUACAUGCUGCUGGGACAUCAGAUCAGAUUCGGCUCGCUGGCAGAGCUGGUGGAGUACCAUGAGGGGGAGCCAAUCACCAUGUCAGGAGGGGAGCUGCUUCUCCAGCCAUGUGGCCAGAGACCUGGUUCUGUGGACUAUGCAGAACUCUUCACCUGAAACCCAGCCAGGGCGGUCCCCAAUGGUCCUAAACAGCCUCCUCCAAAUCAUCUGAAGGCCAGCCAGGGCGGUCCCCAAUAGUCCUAAACGGCCUCCUCUUCUACUCUUCAUCAUGACAACUGGUCAGAAAGGACUCAAAAGGAGAAUGAUUGAGACAGUAAUUUCACCUGUCGGUAGCUUUCCAAUAGCCAAUGUUUAGUGGUCAGGGUGGGAGAGAGACAGCGAAUGAAGCUGAUUCAGAGUAUUGAGACGAUGACAGGGGACUGAUCUCUGUGGAACAACAUGUUGAGAUAGGAGACUCCCCAUGGGUUCAGUACAAUUAUAAAACCAUUGACUACUGCCAGUGGUGUGAUUUCACUUUAUAGGUUGAGAAACUGGGCCACAGGAUUAAUAUUUAAAUAAAGACACUGCAUAAAGAUUGCUAUGGGUGUGAAUGAAUCUUAGGCUUAGAGAAUCAGGGGACUGAUUUUCAGACAAUCACUUUAUUCUCACUAUAUUUCUAUCAUGUAGAAUAAAAAAUGACUAGUAGUU